AUGCAAAAAUCGCCGAAUAAUUAUUCCCACACUUUCAGAGCUAGAAAAAUAGCCAUGGAGGCUAGGGUUAGGAGUGGCGUGCUGGUGAUUUUUGUGGCACUAGUGGCGGCUAUCAGUGCACUUCCAGCGUCAGCGGAUGAUGUGGAAAAGGUGCUGACUUUGGACCAUUCGAAUUUCUCAGACACCGUAACCAAGCACGAUUUCAUUGUCGUUGAAUUCUACGCUCCUUGUCGGACAUUGGUUGGCAGCCUGGCUGGGCUAGCUGCCUGCCGUGGCUUUCGAGAAAUACCUGUUAGGGAUGCAAAAUUAGUUCUCUGUAUGUGUGGGCACUGUCAGGCGCUCGCUCCUGAGAUCCAGGGCUUCCCUACCAUUAAGAUCUUAAGAAAUGGUGGAAAAAGCAUUCAAGAGUAUAAAGGCCCUCGUGAGGCUGAUGGCAUUGCCAGUUACUUGAAGAGACAAGCUGGUCCUGCUUCGACUGAGAUCAAGUCGGCUGAAGAUGCUGCUAGUCUUAUUGAUGAGAAAAAGAUUUUUAUUGUCGGAAUUUUUCCCAAAUUCUCUGGGGAGGAAUUUGACAAUUUCACUGCUUUAGCUGAAAAGUUGAGGUCUGACUAUGAUUUUGGUCAUGCCCUAGAUGCUAAACUCAUUCCGAAAGGCGAAUCAGUCAGCAAGCCCACCCUUCGCUUGCUUAAGCCUUUUGAUGAACUGUUUGUGGAUUCUGAGGAUUUCAAUCUUGAUGCAUUGGAGAAAUUUAUCCAAGAUCUUUCUGUUCCAAUUGUGACUACCUGGAAUAGUGAUCCUAGUAACCACCCGUACAUUAACAAAUUUUUUGAGGGUCCUAAUGCGAAGGCCAUGCUAUUUGCGAACUUCAGCGAACAGUAUGAUGCUUUCCUGUCAAAAUAUAAGGAUGUGGCUACCCUUUACAAAGGGAAGGGCAUAAACUUUUUGUUCGGCGAUAUUGAAUCCACCCAAAAUGCCUUCCAGUACUUCAACUUGAAACAAGAAGAUGCACCUCUGCUUAUUGUACAGAAAUCUGAUGGUCAGAAAUAUCUGAAAACAAAAAUAGAGCCUGACCAGAUUGCACCCUGGUUGAAAGAUUACUCGGAGGGACAAGUGAAGCCCUAUGUGAAAUCAGAGCCCAUUCCCGAAGUCAACGAUGAACCUGUCAAAGUGGUUGUUCGCGACAGCCUUCAAGACGUAGUUUUCAACUCUGGAAAGAAUGUUCUCCUCGAAUUCUAUGCACCUUGGUGUGGACACUGCCAGCAGUUGGCUCCCAUCUUGGACGAAGUUGCUAUCUCCUUCAAGAAUGAUCCUGAUGUUGUAAUUGCAAAAUUCGAUGCGACUGCAAACGAUGUCCCAAGGGACACCUUUGAAGUCCAAGGAUUCCCGACUAUGUACUUUAGAUCUGCAAACGGUAACUUGUCCCAGUAUGAUGGAGGAAGAACAAAGGAUGACAUCAUCAGCUUUAUUGAAAAAAACCGGGACAAGCCUUCUGCCGAGUCAACCUCAGCCAAACCAGAGUCGGAAGCAACUGAACCUGUAGAUGUUGACUCUGACUCUGUCAAGGAUGAAUUGUUUUGUGCUCCAAGAGAGAAUAAGUUGGUCGACAGAGUGGCGGAUUGAUAUUUGCUUUUUGCCUUUUUUAACGUUUCUAGUGUUUUGAGGUCAAAUAAGUUGGUUAUGUACCUGGAUUCGGAUCGGAAAUCUAGUUUUCUGAAGUUAGUAUGAGAUCCAAAGCAUUUAGUAGACAUGAAGUAUCACUAUAUAUAUAUAUAUUAUUAUACAAGAUAAAUUGAGUUUCAUGGUCGUGCCCUUAUUCAAA
Striga asiatica is the source of this 1819-nucleotide messenger RNA. NCBI's taxonomy places the organism in Eukaryota, Viridiplantae, Streptophyta, Magnoliopsida, Lamiales, Orobanchaceae. The record is from the annotation of a GenBank genome assembly.